Molecule: messenger RNA, 834 nt
Organism: Colletotrichum spaethianum
Lineage: Eukaryota; Fungi; Ascomycota; Sordariomycetes; Glomerellales; Glomerellaceae
Exons: 3
Coding region: 1-834 (277 amino acids)
Source: RefSeq, a predicted model, not a curated record
AUGGGACGACUCGUUCAACUAGGAGCUCUCGCCUACUUGUAUCUCGGCGCGGAGUCCAAGGCAUUGAGAUGGCAGGACGACACCCCGAGCUGGGUCCCUCCCAGGCAAACCAUUGCCGUGAUGAACAUGGAGGAGCUCGGCAUCAGUCCCAAACCCACGGCAGCACCUGACCCAGCCAAUGUUGAACUGAAGCUGGCUAAGCGUGCCAACAGCUCCUCUUUAGCAAGCCCUGAGUGCAUGACCUACGUCUACACUGGCUCUGCGUUCAAUCGGUACACCGCCUUCGGAUGCGCCGUCAGCGAAGAGAGAGUCACCGUCUACGCCAACCCUACAGAUGUCUCCGUCACGGAUGAAUCGACGAUAUUUGACACAUCUACAAGCACCACCUCGCCCACAAUCUCUACCCCGACACCGGGAUCUACAACUCCCGCCUCUGGGGGUUCUGGCGGUGGCGGCGGAUCAUCUACCCCGGUAGGCGCCAUCGUGGGUGGCGUCGUCGGAGGUGUAGCGGCCAUCGCACUCAUCGUCUUCGGCGUCAUCUUCCUUCUCCGCAAGAAGAAGAGGGAUACAGCCGCGAACAACGCCAACGACCAACCAACUCCCGUCACUUACAACGGCCCUCCACCGCCUCAGCAGGGGCAGCCGCAAAUGUACCAGCAACCCACAGCCCCACCGACGCAGCAGCCGUCGCCUGGAGGUUAUGGCCCCCCGCAGGGUGGAAACUAUCCGCAGGGCUUCGCUCCUGUGGAUAACAGGCAGAGCAUGCUUAAGCAGCCGUACGAAGUCACAACGGGCUCACUGGUGUCAGCCCGCCCGCGAGCCCGCCGCCUAUGA